GAGAAACGCAAUUCGAAAAGACGGCAGGAACUACUAGAGCUUCCGUACAUUAUCCGCUAAUUCUUGGCGGGUAUAUGUGAACCUAACAUUGAAAGAAAAAUAUGGAGGAAGAGGAGAAAUGUCGGUCCAAAGAAUCUAGCUCUGCUAACGUUAGUGAUAAUAUUUCCGCGCAGGCAUCUAGUCGCGAAAAUGACUCAGUUAAAUCAAAAGAAUCGGAGCUGCGGCGGAACAGACUGAAAGUGUUUAACAAAGUGAUGGAGAAAAGCCUUCAGCGACUGGUAGCAGAUGCUAGUUUCAGCAGGUUUUCUCAUUAUUUCCAUCCACUAUGCAAGCAGAAUCCGCAGAUGGCUGAGGUCAUCCACAAACAGUUCAUCAGCGAUUUGCAGAAAGCUAUACAGGAAGAUAUAAACAAAGUAAUAGAGGAGGGGGACCUAGAGGUGAAACUAGAGGAACUGGACAAACUGGAGGAAAUGGCCAAAGACACACCCGAUGCUGCAUGGAGGCCGAGCGGCAUUCCUGAGCAAGAUGUGUGCAGUGUGAUGAUACCGUAUCACCAGGGCCAGGAGGAGUAUGUGCGCCGAGAGCUGAAGAAACUUCAGAAGGAAAAUGCGGCCCUGGCACAGAGGGUGCAAACAGGCCGAGAGGCCAUUACCCACACUGAGCAGCGCAUCGCUGCAGCGGUGGACGAGUGGAAGGCUUCUGUUGCUGACCUGGAAUCAUUUGUCCUGUCCAUCUGGCCAUCAGAAAAUUUUGAUACUUUUUGAACCUUUGUGGGCCAAGGCAACUAUUAAAUUGUAACAUUUUUGUUUUAUUUUCUAAAAUUAACUAAUUCUAUUUUACUCUGUUAAAUGUUUCAUUAAAUAUUACUGUUGCUGUAUUUGUCUGCUUUUUUAGUUAUUUUCAACAAAUUUGUUUAAUAAUCUCUGCAUAUCUUUAAAAGAUCAUUAAAUUGUUUAGGAAGUUAUCAAUUUGCAUAUUCUACAGGAGAAUCGAUUAUCCAAGCUAGUAAGUACACAAUUUAUGUAAGCAUGGAGUGUAAUAAUUGGCAGAUUUCUAUCUGUUGCCAAGUCUAUAUCUCGUGUCUCUGGUUUUGUAUACCUGUGAAUUUAACAUAUACAUUCCCAAGAAUGUCCACAGGGCCAAAAGCCGUUCAUUUAGGUCGUAAAGGAGGUAAUGGCAUUAAAUCUCUAAUAAAGAACUUUUAUAUUAUUUGUUUAUGAA
Electrophorus electricus (electric eel) is the source of this 1221-nucleotide messenger RNA. It is a transcript of the gene pmf1, whose product is annotated as polyamine modulated factor 1. Gene Ontology annotation, cellular component: MIS12/MIND type complex. Gene Ontology annotation, biological process: chromosome segregation. Lineage: Eukaryota; Metazoa; Chordata; Actinopteri; Gymnotiformes; Gymnotidae. The record is from RefSeq and is a predicted model, not a curated record.